CAUACUAUAUCAUAUAUGAUGUUAAUAUCAUUCACAUUCACUUCACUCAUUCAUCAGUUAGCAGCGCAUCGUCGAACGGACCGCUCGCGUCAUUUGUUAUUGCAUAAGUUUAUUUGUUUUGACGCAGCUGUCAACCGAGUUAGAAUAUUCUCAACCAUGGGUAAAGUAGCAACAGCAGAUGCCAUGCGGUUCAUGACAGAGUGUCUGAAAGCGGUAGGGACAGCAGCAAAGGCAGCGGAACAACAAGCAGAGCUACUGUUGCAGGCAGACCGGCUAGGACACCCUAGCCAUGGCAUGAACAGACUUGAAUUCUACAUCAACGACAUUCUAAGCGGUGCCUGCAAGCCAAACAACCAGCCAAAAGUGUUGAAAGAGAACGCUUCCACGGCCCUGGUAGACGCUGACAAUACUCUUGGUGCGGUCGCUAGCCAUUUUGCGAUGGACAUUGCUAUUAAGAAAGCAAAGGAGACUGGAGUUGGUUGGGUUACUGUUAAAGGGUCUAACCACAAUGGCAUGGCAGGGUUUUGGGCCAAAAAGGCAUCAGAUAAAGGACUCAUCGGCAUGGCUUUCACCAACACCUCACCUUUACUCGCACCUACUAGAAGUAAAAAGGCAGCAUUAGGAACGAAUCCGCUUUCAGUCGUUGCUCCAGGAUCUAACGGGGAGACCCUAUACGUCGAUAUGGCCACAACUGCAGUUGCUGUUGGAAAGAUUGAAAUUCAGCGACGAAAAGGUGAACCCAUUCCAAGCGGCUGGGCGCAAGGUCCAGACGGCAAGGAAACUACUGACGCCAACUUGGCGUUCGAAACUGGCUGCUUGAUGCCGCUAGGAGGACAGGAACAUACGUCUGGUUAUAAAGGAUAUGGUCUGGCAGCUAUAGUGGAGCUCUUUUGUGGAAUCAGCUCAGGAUCUAAAUACGGCCACCACAUCCGCUCAUGGUCCCACAGCGGCGACGGUGGCCCCGCCAACCUUGGGCACUGCUUCGUGGCCGUGGACCCAGAAUGUUUCGCCCCAGGCUUUGGAGACCGUCUCGCUGAGAGUAUGAACCACUGGAGGCAUUUGGAACCGACGGACCCCACCCUGCCAGUCCUAGCACCAGGAGACAAAGAACGCGCAGCGGCGAAAGCCUGCGACGAAAAUGGAACCGUGUCUUAUGUGCAGCAGCAACUGGCAGCUAGUGAAGCACUGGCUAAGAAGCUUAAAGUCACGCCUAUGAAAGUGCUUUAACGAUACCCUUACUGACGAGCCUCAACAUCUAUUUGCCUCUUUGUCACUCGAAUAUGCAAGAGCGAUGGAGAUUGACGUAUACUUUCUUAAAAUGUCGGUUUUCACGGUCGCGGUCGGCAAAAAACUCAAAAAAGCGGAUGGCAAUCGACCUUGAGAUUAUCGUUACUCGUUUCUCGCUGACCUAUCUACAUUCCUUCCUUCUUUUCCUUUUGCCUUUUUCCCAUUAUUUGGGGC
Messenger RNA from Cydia pomonella (codling moth), 1461 nucleotides. RefSeq lists its product as uncharacterized. The transcript is spliced from 9 exons. Gene Ontology annotation, molecular function: oxidoreductase activity. The record is from RefSeq and is a predicted model, not a curated record. Lineage: Eukaryota; Metazoa; Arthropoda; Insecta; Lepidoptera; Tortricidae. Bases 16 to 1227 code for a protein of 403 amino acids.